Suillus subaureus is the source of this 612-nucleotide messenger RNA. RefSeq lists its product as uncharacterized. Bases 1 to 612 code for a protein of 203 amino acids. NCBI's taxonomy places the organism in Eukaryota, Fungi, Basidiomycota, Agaricomycetes, Boletales, Suillaceae. The record is from RefSeq and is a predicted model, not a curated record. The transcript is spliced from 8 exons.
AUGCGUCAUAAGCGACUCCUCAAGACAUCCGGAAAUUGGAUAAUAACAGAAGUCCCAACGGGAGUCCCAGCUGGCUCACAGGCAUACAACCUCACACAUGCAUCUUCCAAGAAAUUGAUUGGUCUUCACGCCCUACGUGGGCCGAAGUCUCACAAACGGUGGUCCUUUCAACGGGUCAGCCAGUCUGGGGCCGAAACCCGAAUUGCUAUGUGGCAGAACCCCAGUCUCAAAUAUCACUUCGAAAAUAAUCUCUUUGAUAUUCAUGCCUACCAAGUUGACAGAGAUUAUCUCAUCCUUCCGCGCGGAUUCUUCUCGGUUAUCUGGAAGAGCAUCCAGGAGCGCAAAUUGCGCCCGGAGAUUUACGACUCUGACAGUUUUGCGAUAGUAUUCAAAGCAGCUGUUGCCACUUGGGGAAGUGACAAAAUCGGGGCGGAUGAUAUAGGCAUUCUCUGUGGCUGGAUGCUUGGACGUGCCAGGCCUCCUGCGGUAGAAGGACAAAAAGCAGUCAACUUCACGUUAGAGGACGACUAUGAGAAAAUUGUGUUUUUCGAGCCCGAGACAGGCGAAUUCAUGGUUUGUUUCUUGAUCGCUGUUGCGUUUGUUGUCGCCUAA